AUGGUCACCAGGAAGAGAGACAUCACGGUCGAUGUGGCCAGUCUGUUCAAAGAUGUGGAAGUCAAGGUGCCACUCUUGACGGCGUUAAAGAUGCCCCCAGUCAGUAAAUUCAUCAAGGACUACCUGGCGGGCAAGGUAAAUGAAGAAGGGAGAAUUAUUACAGAAGAGAAUGUCUCCGCAGUGAUCCAGCGGGGUGACCUCCCAUCAAAGAAAAUCGACCAAGGGAUGUUCACGCUCCCGAUUUCAAUUGGGGAUAUUGAAGUGAAGCACGCAAUGUGCGAUUUAGGGGCAUCUAUCAAUGUUCUACCGUAUGCUAUCUACAAAAAGCUGGGAGAGACUAAGCUGGUCGAUACCGACAUCAUGAUACAGCUAGCCAACAGAUCCUGCAUUCACCCUGAAGGAAUUCUUGAAGAUGUAAUACUGAAGGUAAACAAUUUUCUGUACCCAGCCGACUUUUUCGUAAUCAAGAUGACAGAGCCAGCAGCGAAGGAGGCCAGCGGAGUUCUAUUGGGAAGAUCAUUCCUGUCUACGGGCAGCACUAUAAUCGACGUCCGUAAUGGGACGAUCAGUUUGGAUUUCAAUGGAGAACAGUUUACAUUCAAUAUUGACGAAGCAAUGAAGAGGCCGGCAGAUUGUGAAAACGUGUAUUCGGUGGAUGACUAG
Salvia splendens (bonfire salvia) is the source of this 663-nucleotide messenger RNA. RefSeq lists its product as uncharacterized. The transcript has a single exon. The record is from RefSeq and is a predicted model, not a curated record. Bases 1 to 663 code for a protein of 220 amino acids. NCBI's taxonomy places the organism in Eukaryota, Viridiplantae, Streptophyta, Magnoliopsida, Lamiales, Lamiaceae.